AUGAGUGUGCCUGGGCAAACAGCCGCCCCCUUCCCCAACAACUACCUGGUCAAGCGCGUUGCCGAGUCAGAUGCCAGGGCCUGUGUGAUCUGCUUCAAGCCUGCCAGCACUGUGCUUCUCUCCGAGAACAAGGUCGACUUCUUCUACGUGUGUGCACCUCACUUGAAAGACUCCCAAUUUGCAACCAGUGUCAAGCCCGAUGACUACACCGAGCUCGUCAAGAAAAAGGCAGAGUUGGAGUCGAAAGUCGCCCUCUUGAAACAACAGGCUGAAAAGGUCAAACCCUACAAGAUUACCACGUUCGUGUCCGACUACCUUGGCUCCAAGAAGGAGGAGCCAAAGGACGACAAGGACCUGAACGACAAACCUAAGAAAGAAUCCAACGAUGCUAAAUACAAUAGACUCACUCGAGAAAUAUCCGAAUCCUCCUCAGAACUAUCCAAGACGACCCAGGAUAUCGCCAACUACUCCUUCAAGAACUACCAGUUGGACAAGGGCAUAUAUGUAUCCAGGAUACAGAACUACAACAAGGUCAGGUAUAACCGUACCAGAUCCCAAAAGAUCCAGCAGGAUGUGUCGCUUUUUCCUUCGGCACCCACCAAUAAAAUCGGCUAG
Molecule: messenger RNA, 615 nt
Organism: Suhomyces tanzawaensis NRRL Y-17324
Lineage: Eukaryota; Fungi; Ascomycota; Pichiomycetes; Serinales; Debaryomycetaceae
Exons: 1
Coding region: 1-615 (204 amino acids)
Biological process (GO): vacuolar transport
Cellular component (GO): endosome
Source: RefSeq, a predicted model, not a curated record